GAUGAGGAACACAACCGGAUCAAUUAUGACAUCUAUGUGACGCCGAUUAUGAUCAGCACGGGCAGUGAUAACCGGUUUCGUGCAAAAAACCCACUCCUGGCGUGGCUAUCAACCGUGCUUAACUACCGGCCACCAAGCUUCGGUGUGGAAACGCCGGUCAGUUCGACACCGAAGCCGCCACCACGUGACUGCUCGGAGUGUUCUUGCGGCCGAGGCAAGACGGGUUCGAGAAUCGUGGGUGGAGAUGCGGCCGACGUGAAAGAAUAUCCCUGGAUAGUGAUGCUGCUGUACCGGGGUGCGUUUUACUGUGGCGGAUCCUUGAUCAACGAUCGCUACAUCGUGACCGCGGCACACUGUGUGCUUAGCUUCACGCCCCAGCAGCUGUUGGCGAAGCUGUACGAUGUGGAGCACGCGCAGAUGGUCACACGCACCAUCGUGAAACUGUACGGUCACGAACGGUUUAGUCUGGACACGUUUAACAAUGACAUUGCGUUGGUCAAAUUGCAGCAUCCGGUUGAUGCCGGUGGGAGCUUCGUUCCGAUCUGUCUUCCUAGCAAUGGGAGAAGCUUCGCUGGACAGAACGGAACGGUGAUCGGUUGGGGAAAGCUUGGUAACGGCAGUCUUUCGCAGGGUUUGCAGAAAGCUGUGGUACCGAUCAUUUCUAAUCUGCAAUGUCGAAAGUCCAGCUAUCGUGCUUCACGCAUUACGGACAACAUGCUCUGCGCAGGAUACACUGAAGGAGGACGGGACGCAUGUCAGGGUGACAGCGGAGGACCGCUAAACGUUGGGGAUAGCGAUUUCCGCCAGCUUGUCGGCAUAGUGUCGUGGGGCGAGGGAUGCGCCCGUCCCAACUAUCCCGGUGUCUAUACACGGGUGACGCGUUACCUGAGCUGGAUUAGAUCUAAUACUAGAGAUGCGUGCAGUUGUGAGCGUUUUGCGGCAAUGGCGUUCCGUUCGGUGCUGUUCCUGAUCGUACUGUGUGUGGUGUUGGAUUGUUCGCUUCCUGAUGUGAUGGCCAGCGAGCACAAUAGCACUAUCCAUGUAGCGGACUUUACCAGUGAAAAUCUAACCGCCCCGGGAAGGUUUGCGUGGAACGAUAGCUUAAUGAUAGAUCCGAACGGGUUCAUCGGUAAGGCACCGUUGCUGAAUGGUGGUGUGUGGACAUGGAUCACGACCGUCUUCGGUAUGCCGGUCUUUAGUGUUUUUGCCUUGUGGUACGAACAAAACAACUCCAAGAUUGUCGGAGGUCAUGAAGCCGAGAUUGGGCGGUAUCCAUGGAUGGCCGCAUUGUACUACAACAACCGGUUCAUCUGCGGUGGUUCCCUGAUAAACGAUCGCUAUGUCCUGACAGCGGCUCACUGUGUGUUUGGUAGCGAUCGGUCGCGAUUUCUCGUGAAGUUGUUGAUGCACGAUCGUACCGUACCGAAGGAAGAUUCCUUCGAGCGUAAGGUGUCCUACAUAAUGACCAACUGGUUCUUGAACGUGCUAGUCUUCAUUACCAACGACGUUGCGCUGCUGAAGCUGAGUGAACCGGUUCCGCUGGGUGACACGAUUGUGCCGGUGUGUCUACCACCGGAAGGCAACACGUACGCAGGGCAGGAGGGUAUCGUAACAGGCUGGGGUAAGCUGGGCGAUGGAACGUUCCCGAUGCGGCUGCAGGAAGUGCACGUCCCGAUUCUGGCCAACGAGGACUGUCACAAUCAGACCCGAUACUUCCGGUUCCAGAUCAAUGAUCGCAUGAUGUGUGCUGGGAUCCCCGAGGGUGGCAAGGACUCGUGUCAGGGCGAUAGUGGAGGUCCGAUGCACGUGUUCGAUGCUGAAGCAAACCGAUUCGUGAUUGCUGGUGUCGUUUCGUGGGGUUUCGGAUGUGCACAGCCUCGCUUUCCUGGUAUAUACGCACGAGUAAACCGAUUCAUUUCGUGGAUCAACUUCAAUACUCGGGACGCGUUGUGUGGUGUUGGAGGACGCACCAAUCGAAUCGUCGGUGGUUCCGAAACCACUGCGCAUCAGUUUCCAUGGUUGGCCGGUCUCUUCCGACAGGGCAAGCUGUACUGUGGAGCAUCGGUCGUUUCCCGGAACUUUCUAGUCACGGCAGCACACUGUGUGAACUCGUUCGAACCAAGCGAGAUAAGGGUCUACCUCGGAGGGCACAACAUCGCCAAGGAUUACACCGAACUUCGUCGCGUGAAGCGAAUUAUCGACCACGAGGACUUUGAUAUCUUCACGUUCAACAACGACAUUGCGCUACUCGAACUGGACAAACCGCUACGCUAUGGGCCCACCAUUCAGCCAGCCUGCCUCCCGGACGGAAGUGUAAUGGAUUUCACCGGAACCGUCGGUGUGGUCGCCGGUUGGGGUAGGAUCGAAGAGAAGCGUGCUCCCUCCAAAACGCUACGAUCGGUCGAGGUGCCCAUCUGGUCGCAGGAACAGUGUUUGGACGCUGGUUAUGGAAGUAAGAAAAUCUCCGCAAACAUGAUGUGUGCUGGUUACCACGAUGGCCAAAAGGAUGCCUGCCAAGGUGAUAGCGGUGGUCCGAUGCACAAGAUGGGCCUGUUCGGUAGCAUGGAAGUGAUUGGCGUGGUGUCGUGGGGCCGCGGAUGUGCUCGCCCGAAUCUGCCUGGAAUUUAUACGCGCAUCGUUAACUACUUGCCAUGGAUUCACGAGAAGCUUGCCAAUGAAUUAUUUGUAGGAAAUGUGCACAAAGUAGAGGGAGGCACUCGUUGGAAUGAUACGGAACUUAUCAGUCGAAAUGGACGGUUUCUGUUCGAUACUUUGUUUGGGCUGAACACGGCAGCUUUUUCGCUUGAUGAUGACGACGACCUGACCAACAAUCAGGUGAAAAGCUGUGACUGUGAGUGUGGAGCAGCCAAUCAGGAAAUUCGAAUAGUUGGAGGACGUCCGACAGGAGUCAAUCAAUAUCCUUGGCUGGCACGGCUAGUGUACGACGGUCAGUUCCAUUGUGGAGCAUCACUUCUAACGAGAGAUUAUGUGUUAACAGCGGCACAUUGUGUUCGAAGAUUGAAACGCAAUAAGAUACGUGUAAUCCUAGGUGAUUACGAUCAAUUCGUAGCAUCUGAGACGCCUGCGAUCAUGCGAGCGGUCACUGCGAUCAUACGUCACCGAAGCUUCGAUCAAAACUCCUAUAACCACGAUAUUGCUCUGCUGAAGUUGCGCAAGCCCGUUGACUUUACCAAAACCAUUCGGCCGGUCUGUUUGCCCAAGGAACGCAGCGAACCCGCCGGUCAGCUGGGCACGGUCGUCGGCUGGGGAAGGACCUCGGAAGGUGGUACACUGCCAGCGUUAGUGCAGCACGUGGAUGUUCCGAUCCUGACACUCGAUCAGUGUCGUAGCAUGAAGUAUCGUGCGUCUCGCAUAACCUCAAAUAUGUUGUGCGCCGGUAAAGGCAAACAGGACUCUUGCCAGGGUGAUUCCGGAGGUCCGCUACUGGUGCGAAACGGUGAUAAGCACGAAAUUGUUGGAAUCGUAUCGUGGGGUGUCGGAUGCGGCCGAGCAGGCUACCCCGGAGUGUAUACGCGAGUAGCGCGUUAUCUUCCCUGGCUGCGUGCUAACCUCGACGACACCUGUCUCUGCUCGAAGUGCAUGGAAGUAAGCAAUUUAGCACGGAAGCUAAUCAAUUUGCGCAUCAACGCGAUGCUGAUGGUGAUGUUGGUGGGGCUAACGGUGGUGCAGGAAGCCUCCGGAAAGUUGCUGGCUCAAGGCAAAUAUGAAAUGCUAGCGACAUCGAACAAGAACACGGACGAGCGGAGCAUAGUUGACAACAUGAAGAUGUUGUUUGGAGGGGGCAGUAAUCGGGCCCCUGCUCAUGACACACCUUCCAGUGCUUGUAGCUGUCGAUGUGGCGAACGGAACGAUGCUUCAAGGAUAGUCGGCGGCCAGGCGACGGGCGUGAACGAGUUUCCCUGGAUGGCGCGAUUAAGUUACUUCAAUCGAUUCUACUGUGGUGGCAUGCUCAUCAACGACCGAUACGUUCUAACGGCCGCGCACUGCGUUAAAGGCUUCAUGUGGUUCAUGAUCAAGGUGACGUUCGGUGAGCAUAACCGGUGCGACGACUCCGUACGGCCGGAAUCACGCUUCGUACUGCGAGCGAUCGCGCAAAAGUUUAGCUUCUUAAACUUCGACAACGACAUCGCGCUGCUGCGGUUGAACGAUCGCGUACCCAUAACGGACUUCAUUCGCCCGAUCUGCCUGCCAUCCGAUCCGAAUAACGCGUACGUCGGCACCAACGGGACAGCAACAGGUUGGGGCACAUUGAAGGAGGACGGCAAACCUUCCUGCAUCUUGCAGGAGGUUGAGGUACCGGUCCUGUCCAACGAAGUUUGCAGUACGCAAACUAACUACACAGCAUCCAUGAUCACGGACAACAUGAUGUGCGCCGGCUAUCUUGGAGUAGGCGAGAAAGACUCCUGUCAGGGAGAUUCCGGUGGUCCACUGAUCGCCGAACGGGAGGACAAACGUUACGAGCUUAUCGGAGUCGUUUCCUGGGGCAAUGGUUGCGCUCGCCCGUACUAUCCCGGUGUGUACACACGCGUGACACGCUACCUCGACUGGAUUCGCGAGAACUCCAAGGACGGAUGCUUCUGCAGUGAAUGA
Molecule: messenger RNA, 4611 nt
Organism: Anopheles maculipalpis
Lineage: Eukaryota; Metazoa; Arthropoda; Insecta; Diptera; Culicidae
Product: transmembrane protease serine 9-like
Biological process (GO): proteolysis
Molecular function (GO): serine-type endopeptidase activity
Source: RefSeq, a predicted model, not a curated record